GAGCGGGGAGCCGGCGCACCGUUUCUCCCAGUCUCGUUUGCCUCAUGAAUCCUCGAGCUGGCUCCCUCGGUGUACGAAGGAGCGAAGAAGCAAUUGUUUUGCAGUGAAAGACCAACGCAUUGAGCCAGGACUCUGAACUCUCAUUGGGGCUGUUUGGGUACAGUUUUCGAGACUUCGUCAGAUAAAAUUGACAUUUUGGACAAUAAUUGUCUAUUUCAAUUGAGGAUGUAAAACGAGUGCUUCUCAUUAGUGUCAUAUAGUCUACUGAAAGAUUGAAGUCGAGUAGCUUAAAUUUCGCAGCGUUGCCUUCCUGGGAAAGAAGACUGUGGAUGCAUGCGUGGGCUUUAGUGAAAAACUAUUGCGAUCAUAGUUUCGAAUAGCCCAUUGCCAUGGAACAUUUGGUCCGGUCGUUGGAGAUACACGGACUUAAGGAGCAAGUGAUACCUGCAUUAAGAAAAUUCGUACUUUUCCACCGAUAAUUAGAGCAUGCAUCGGAACCACAUACGUCUUUGUGUAGCCCACUGCGCACUGCGAGUUUCGGGGGGCCUCAACUAGAGGGCUGACCGUUCUCUGUGCUCCAUCGGUCGAGCAACACCCUACGUCCAAAACCAUUUAGGACUAUACAUCCAAAGAUGAGAAGAUGACUGGUGAGGCUUCUCUGAGAACCACGGAUCGUUGACGUUUCCCAGCUCUCUCGCUCCGUGUUUUUUUUUUUCCCGUCCGCAAAAACGUUGAAGCACUACCAUCAGACAGCAGUCAUCUGGAGCCCAUUUCCCCUGAAAGCACAAUGGCCUCAACACAGUGGAGGUGUUCCCUGUUCCACUGGCUGCUGCUCACUCUCAUUUACCUUCAUUGUUCCGAAGGGUUCAGCAGAGCUGCCUUGCCUUUCGGCCUGGUGAGAAGAGAGCUCUCCUGCGAGGGCUACGCCAUCGACCUGCGCUGCCCGGGGAGUGACGUCAUCAUGAUCGAAACGGCCAACUACGGACGGACGGACGACAAGAUCUGCGACGCUGACCCCUUCCAGAUGGAGAAUGUCAACUGCUACCUCCCGGACGCCUACAAGAUUAUAUCGCAAAGGUGUAACAACCGUACCCAGUGUGUGGUUGUCACUGGGUCCGACGUCUUUCCAGACCCCUGCCCGGGAACCUACAAGUACUUAGAGGUCCAGUAUGAGUGUGUUCCCUAUAUUUUCAUUUGUCCCGGGACUCUGAAGGGGGUCGGGGAGCCCACCUUUGUGUUUGAGGCGGAGCAGCAGGCGGGGGCAUGGUGCAAAGACCCCCUCCAGUCGGGGGACAAGGUCUUCUUCAUGCCCUGGACGCCCUACCGCACCGACACGCUCAUCGAGUACGCCUCCCUGGAGGACUUCAAGAACAGCCGCCAGACCACCACCUACAAGCUCCCUCACCGGGUGGACGGCACAGGCUUCGUGGCCUACGACGGCGCCAUCUUCUUCAACAAGGAGCGCACGCGCAACAUCGUCAAGUUCGACCUGCGCACGCGCAUCAAGAGCGGCGAGGCCAUCGUGGCCAACGCCAACUACCACGACACGUCGCCGUACCGCUGGGGCGGCAAGACGGACAUCGACCUGGCGGUGGACGAGAGGGGCCUGUGGGUGGUGUACGCCACGGAGCAGAACAACGGGCGCAUCGUGGUGAGCCAGCUCAACCCGUACACGCUGCGCUUCGAGGCCACGUGGGACACGGCGUACGACAAGCGCUCGGCCUCCAACGCCUUCAUGGUGUGCGGGGUGCUGCACGUGGUGCGCUCCACCUACGAGGAGAACGAGAGCGAGGCCAGCAAGAGCCACAUCGACUACACCUAUAACACCAAGCUGAGCCAGGGCGAGUACACCGACAUCCUGUUCCCCAACCAGCACCAGUACAUCGCCGCUGUGGAUUACAACCCCAGGGACAACCAGCUCUACGUGUGGAAUAACUUCUACAUCCUGCGCUACGACCUGGAGUUUGGCCCGCCGGAUCCAGACGAAGCGCCCGCCACAGACGACUUCUUGUCAACGGCGUUCCCGCCCGACACCACCGCGGCGCACCUGGCCACCAGCACGCCCUCGACCAGGGGCCAGCAGAACACCACCACCACCACCUCCGCCUCGGCCGCAGACCCGCGUGACGGCAGGGAGCCCAACCGGGCCGAGGACUCCCACGUGACGGCCGAGCCCUCCGCCCCAGAGAUGCCCCCCACCCCCAGGCGCUUCUGCGAGGGCACGGCGAGGAGGGGCAUCUCCUGGCCACAGACCCACACCGCCUCCACGGUCGACAGACCCUGCCCCAAAGGAACCAGAGGCAUCGCCUCCUACCUCUGCACGGUGACGGGGACCUGGACCCCGAGAGGGCCCGACCUCAGCAACUGCACCUCCCAUUGGGUGACGCAAGUGGCACAAAAGAUCCGCAGCGGCGAGAACGCGGCCAACCUGGCCAACGAGCUGGCGCGCCACACGCAGGGCCCGGUGUUUGCGGGGGACGUCAGCUCGUCGGUGCGCCUCAUGGAGCAGCUGGUGGACAUCCUGGACGCCCAGCUGCAGGAGCUGAGGCCCAGCGAGAAGGACUCGGCCGGGCGCAGCUUCAACAAGAGUGUCUGUUGUUCUCCGUCCUCCCCUGAAAAGCUUCAGAAGAGAGAGAAAACUUGCAGGGCUUACAUGAAGGCCAUUGUAGAUACGGUUGACAACCUCCUCAGGCCGGAAGCUCUGAAAUCCUGGGAAGACAUGAAUUCCACGGAGCAAACGCACGCCGCCACCAUGUUACUGGAUACCCUGGAGGAGGGGGCGUUCGUCCUUGCCGACAACCUGAUCGAGCCAGCUGUAGUCAAAGUGCCCGCCGAGAAUAUCGUGCUGGACGUGUACGUGUUGAGCACGGACGGGCAGGUACAAGACUUCAGGUUCCCCCAGAGCAGCAAGGGCGAGGCGUCCAUCCAGCUCACCUCCAACACGGUCAAAGUCAACAGCAAGAACGGGGUGGCCAAGCUGGUGUUUGUCCUUUACAAGCACCUGGGCCACUUCCUCAGCACGGAGAACGCCACGCUGAGGGGGCCGGGGGAGGCGGAACGCCGCAACCUCUCCCUGACAGUCAACUCCCACAUCCUGUCCGCCUCCAUCACCAAGGAGUCCAGCCGCGUGUUUGUGUCCGACCCGGUGAUCUUCACCCUGGAACACCUGGAUAAAGAGCACUACUAUAACCCCAACUGCUCUUUCUGGAACUACUCGGAGAGGAGCAUGAUGGGAUACUGGUCCACCCUGGGCUGCAAGCUUCUGGACACCAACAAGAGCCACACCACCUGCUCCUGCAGUCACCUGACCAACUUCGCCAUCCUGAUGGCCCACAAAGGAAAUGUGGGGGAGGGCAGCGUGCAUGAGCUCCUGCUGACAGUGAUGACCAGGAUGGGCAUCGCCGUGUCGCUGGUGUGCCUGGCCAUCAGCCUCUUCACCUUCUGCUUCUUCCGCGGCCUGCAGAGCGACCGCAACACCAUCCACAAGAACCUCUGCUUCAACCUCUUCAUCGCCGAGCUGGUCUUCCUCGUGGGCAUCAACAUGACAGAGCCUCAGCUGAUGUGCUCCAUCAUCGCUGGGGUCCUCCACUUCUUCUUCCUGGCGGCCUUCUCCUGGAUGUGUCUGGAGGGCGUGCAGCUGUACCUCAUGCUGGUGGAGGUGUUUGAGAGCGAGUUCUCCCGCAGGAAGUACUACUACGCGUCCGGGUACCUCUUCCCGUCCCUGGUGGUGGUCAUCUCCGCAGCCAUCGACUACCGCAGCUACGGGACUCAGAAGGCGUGCUGGCUGAACGCGGAGAACCACUUCAUAUGGAGCUUCAUUGGACCCGUCACCUUCAUUAUUACGCUCAAUCUCAUCUUUCUGAUGGUGACGAUGUACAAGAUGGUGAAGCACUCCACUUCCAUGAAACCGGACUCCUCCAGGCUGGGGGGGAUCAGGUCCUGGGUGAUGGGAGCCUUCGCCCUGCUCUGCCUGCUGGGGUUGACCUGGUCGUUCGGCCUGUUCUUCCUCAACGAUUCCUCCGUGGUGAUGGCCUACCUGUUCACCAUCUUCAACACCCUCCAGGGCAUGUUCAUCUUCAUCUUCCACUGCCUCCUGCAGAAGAAGGUGCGUAAAGAGUACAGCAAGUGUUUCCGUCAGUCCCACUGCUGCCGGCGCCUGCCCUCCGAGGGGCCCCACAGCGCCGCCAAGACGGCCACCUCCCGCUCCACCGCCCGCUACUCGUCCGCCACGCAGGUACAGGACAGGAGUCGCAUCAGGAGGAUGUGGAACGACACGGUGAGGAAGCAGUCCGAGUCGUCCUUCAUCUCGGGAGACAUCAACAGCACCUCCACUCUCAACCAGGGAAUGACUGGCAACUACCUCCUCACUAACCCACUGCUGAGAGCCCACGACACUAACAACCCUUAUAACAACCUGCUGGCGGAAACGGUGGUGUGCAACACCCCCUCCCCUCCGGCUUUUCACUCUCCAGGGCAGCACUCUCUGACCAACAGCAGGGACAUCAGCGCCAUGGACACCCUCCCCCUCAACGGCAACUUCAACAACAGCUACUCCCUGCGUGACGACGACUACGAGGACGUGGGCGUGCGUGCCCCCGGCGACCUGGGGGGCCUCAGCCUGGACGACGCCGCUUUCGAGAAGAUGAUCAUCUCCGAGCUGGUUCAGAACCACCUGAGGCCCCGCGGAGCCUCCAAGGGCCACGACCUCCCCAGGGACAAGGAGCGGGACAGGGCCCCUCCCCCCCAGACCAGGGCCAGGGGUGACCGCGGUGGGGGUGGGAGCGGCAGCGAGGACGACGCCAUCGUCGCGGACCACGCCCAGGCCUCGCCCCCCCAGCGGGGGGUCGGACUGGGGGGAGGCCACCCCACCCUGGAGCUGCUGCUGCACCCCCACCACAAGGAGGCGCUGGAGGCCCCCCUGCUGCCCCAGAGGACUCACUCCCUGCUCUACAGCGCCCAGAAGGCCCCCCGCAGGGCUGAGGGGGGCGUGGGCCACACCUCAGAGACCAUGACGGUUAGGGAGGACAUGGACCCCCAUUCGCCGAACAAUAACAGGGACUCCCUGUACACGAGCAUGCCUAACCUGAGAGACUCGCCCUCCCCCCCGGCCUCGCCCUACCCCCCCGAGGAGGAGGAGGAGGAGGAACUCUCCCCCUCCACUAGAAGCGAGGGCGAGGACCUCUACCACAAGAGCAUGCCUGAGCUGGGCGAUGGGCCCCAGCCCCUGUCCUACUACCACAUAAACCGGGGCACCAGCGAUGGGUGCAUUGUCCCACCUAGCGCUGAAGACUGCGUGCCCGAGGAAGAGGGCCCCCGGGAUGGACAGAUGCAGCUGAUCACCAGCCUCUGAGCAGGGGGGAACGCCAUCCUUCUGUUAGCACCGGCCUGAACAUAUCUGGGCUUUUGGUUGAUGUCAAAACUGUUUGCCAAGCCCUCCUCUGCACCCUCAAUACACUUCCUGUCAGUACAGGAUGUUUGUGGGUAGGAAGGGAGGAGAUGGAUGACUUUUUCUUUCCCACAGACGUGAGUAAAAUACACGAAACGUCUCUGUGAAACCAGGCGUCUUUUCGAACUGGAACUGCUCUGCUGUCCAUCUAGACGUGGAGACAAUAGUGCACAGACCACUCCGAGUGUUAGAGAGAAAUCUGGCGCCACCCCUGUUCAGCUUGCAUUUGUAUUAUACUAAAGACAGCGAGAACAAAAGACAUGGUCCGGGUUUAGAACUGUGGAAUGUUCCUCAUGUUCUGGACGAGAUUCCAGAACCAAGGUCCAAAAACCAGGAUGUGUUUGGUCCUGAACUCUCAUCACCAGAGAACUGCUACCACUCUGUCAGGACUGGAGACAUUUAGAUACCACUAAUUCAAGACUCAGGCCUUAUAUUUUCUCUAUUGCACAUUUAACUGUUGUCAAAGUAACAGCUAAAGAAAAUAUAUUUUGCUGUACCACAGGUGUAAAAAGUGAACAAAAAAUGUUACGGCAACGAUUUAGUGACUAUGACCUUUUAAUGUUGAGGCAAUCAUUUUUGAGAAAAAAAAAUAAGGUUGUUCAAAUGGUGGAAAUGUGGUUUUCCUUUCACACUUGACUCAUUGUAGUAUGUUUGGAAAAAAAAAAAAAAAACUGUUACAAAUCCCUUAUGAAACCAUGCUCACAUCUGCUUGUGAAGUGCUUUGCUUUCAUGAAUGGUGAGUUUUGCCAGUAAUAUAUUUGUCAACACCAUGCCAUGCACAGAUUUGGAGUGAAUUGGAUCGUUGUGUAAUUUAUUUUACUUGAAGAAAUUUGUCAGGAUACUUUUUAUGUCAAUACGAUAUUCAAGUUUUAUGAACAUAUUUCAGAGUUUGACACAAAUUAAUUUAUUGUUUUUGAACUAUUGAAAAUUGAAAAAGAAAAUGGUUGGACUGUGUGAUUUGUUUCAGCACUGUUUAGUUUCAUUUCAUUUAUUUUGUAAGAGCCCAUUGUCAGACAAUAUACAAUUCAACUCUUGUUUGAUAUCAAAUAAAUGUGAGAUUUUU
Messenger RNA from Hypomesus transpacificus, 6509 nucleotides. RefSeq names its product adhesion G protein-coupled receptor L2-like. Gene Ontology annotation, biological process: brain development; adenylate cyclase-activating G protein-coupled receptor signaling pathway; cell surface receptor signaling pathway. Gene Ontology annotation, molecular function: carbohydrate binding; G protein-coupled receptor activity. Gene Ontology annotation, cellular component: membrane; neuron projection. The record is from RefSeq and is a predicted model, not a curated record. Bases 788 to 5350 code for a protein of 1520 amino acids. NCBI's taxonomy places the organism in Eukaryota, Metazoa, Chordata, Actinopteri, Osmeriformes, Osmeridae. The transcript has 22 exons.